Messenger RNA from Micromonas pusilla CCMP1545, 705 nucleotides. RefSeq lists its product as uncharacterized. Gene Ontology annotation, cellular component: nucleus. The transcript has a single exon. The annotation marks the transcript as partial. The record is from RefSeq and is a predicted model, not a curated record. Lineage: Eukaryota; Viridiplantae; Chlorophyta; Mamiellophyceae; Mamiellales; Mamiellaceae.
AUCGCAUCGCAGGAGAAAGACAAGCUCGUCGCGGAGGUGAUGCGAUACGUGCUCUUCUCGCAGCACAAAGACGGCGCGCCCGUGCAGCGGUCGAAGAUCAGCGAGCUGAUCACGACGCUGUCGCCGACUCUGAAACGCGUCAACCUCGCGGGAUACGUCAUCGCCCAGGCGCAGGUCAAGUUCGUCAAGGUGUUCGGGAUGGAGAUGAAGGAGCUGUCGCGGAUGGCGCACAAGAAGACGGGCAAGGACAGGACGAACGCGCCGACGGACCCGGGGAAGGAGUACAUCUUGAAGUCUACGCUCCCGGCGGCGGCGAGAAAACGAUGGGUGGACCGCGCGGAGGACAACGCGGCCAAGGCGUUUUGCAUCACCGUGUGCGCGCUCGUGAGCAUCUCCGGCGGGAUGAUCGAAGAGGACGCGCUGUGGAAGCACCUCGCGUCGUUGGGGGUGCACCAGGACGACGAGGACCACCCGAAGCUCGGGAACGCGAAAGCCGCGAUCGCGCGUCUGUGUAAGCAACGGUACAUCAUGCGAGAGAAGGCGUCGGCGGGCGGGGGCGAGGACGGGCGGGAUAGGUACGGGUACGUCCUCGCGGAGAGGGCGCUGGACGAGCUCGGGCAGGACGGCGUGGACGCGUUCGUGCAGGGGAUCAUGAAAGGCGCGGGGGACGACGAAGGAGAGCAGGAAACGGGCGCCGCGGCGUGA